UAUUUCAUUUUAUUUGUGGUUUGUAUAGCUACAGAAUCGAAACUUGCUGCUUAAUUAACUAGUCCUGUGCUAACCUGCAGGUGGUUGUUUUGUUGUUGUUGUUUCGAGUUCAUGAAGUUUGUGAUGUGUUUAAUUAGUGAAGUCAGUGAUGAGGAAGGAAUUUUAGUGUCAAGAUCAACAAAAAGUUAAUCAACAAGUUACACGGCAGGUCUGUGCGUACGCAUGUUUCUAUGCGUUAUGCUAUGCAGUGCACUGUGCGUACAACUGGGAGCCGUUUAGGAUUUGACUCACCUGAAUCAAGUUGACUCAUUUGAAUCACUGACGGUGUUAUUGGGCGUACACAGCCCAAUCAGUAAACUGGCUGUUUUUUUUCGGUAUGGUGAAUAUUUGUUGAUCAUUUGCAUUUCAAAACGUGUUACAUGAAGGAAGAUUUUCUCAAAACACUGACGAUAGGAUUGAACAGAGUUUUAUCAGAAUUGAAAAUAAUAGACUAUAACUUAUUUCUUCUUGAAAGAAGAGGAGACUUUGUUUGUGGCACAACAAGCUAUGUAUUUACAAAAUAGUGCUAAAGCAAUUAUUAAUGUGUUUAGAAAAUACUAUAAUUUCUAUCAAGAAUGCAGACAAAAUGAAGCGAUGUUCAUAAGUUGUUGGGAAAUAGAUAUGAAGGAAGCAGAUACAGAUGUAAUAACUUAAUUUUAGUAAAUUUUAGUACUUAUAAAUUUAUCCAUCGAUAGAUGGUUAAAAUAAAGCAGUAUGCUGGUAAGACAUACGAUGGUGAUCAGUGAUUGGAUGUUAGGAAUGAUGGUGAUCGGUGAUUGGAUGUUAGGAAUGAUGGUGAUCAGAUGUUAGGAAUGAUGAUGAUCGGUGAUUGGAUGUUAGGAAUGAUGAUGAUCGGUGAUUGGAUGUUAGGAAUGAUGAUGAUCGGUGAUUGGAUGUUAGGAAUGAUGCUGAUCGGUGAUUGGAUGUUAGGAAUGAUGGUGAUUGGAUGUUAGGAAUGAUGGUGAUCGGUGAUUGGAUGUUAGGAAUGAUAGUGAUUGGUGAUUGGAUGUUAAAAAUGAUGCUGAUCGGUGAUUGGAUGUUAGGAGUGAUGGUGAUUGGAUGUUAGGAAUGAUGGUGAUCGGUGAUUGGAUGUUAGGAAUGAUAGUGAUUGGUGAUUGGAUGUUAAAAAUGAUGCUGAUCGGUGAUUGGAUGUUAGGAAUGAUGGUGAUUGGAUGUUAGGAAUGAUGAUGAUCGGUGAUUGGAUGUUAGGAAUGAUGAUGAUCGGUGAUUGGAUGUUAGGAAUGAUAGUGAUUGGUGAUUGGAUGUUAAAAAUGAUGAUCAUCAGUGAUUGGAUGUUAGGAACGAUGAUGAUGAGUGAUUGGAUGUUAGGAAUGAUGAUGAUGAGUGAUUGGAUAUUAGGAAUGAUGGUGAUCAGUGAUUGGUUGAAGGGAACAGUGGUGGUCAUUGAUUGGUUCGCUAGAUUUUUUGCUGGUUUCUUUUUUUUGCAUUUUUUUUUUGCAUUUUUUUUUAAUGUGAAAAAUUCACAAAAUUGGCAACACUGGCUGAAAGACCGAACAUUUUGCUGAAACUGCUCCCCUGAUGGCUAGUCAUGAUUUAGAUGAUGACGUCUCUCUGACUCCACCCUCUCCAGGCAAGACGACGAAGCAGCACAGCUCACCUGAAACAUGGUCCAAAAAUGACGUCAGUCAGGAUGCUGACAAUGCAUCAGAUGGAAAGAAGUCACCAACAGAGCAGAAGGAUGGUCAGACAAGGACGUAUAGCUAUAUGAGCCCAAUCAGCAGUGAUAUAGAUGACAUACCAGAAAAGCCUCGAAGAAGAGAUCGUGCUAAACAGGCCAAGAGGCAAUCCACGAAGAGUUCACACUCUAAAAGAAGAGGAAGCAUAAAAAAGACACAAAGACGUAGUAAUAUCAGUCCAGCUAAAAGUGAGUCUGAGCUGGAAGAUUACAUUUCGGAGGUGUCACAGAAGAAAAGGGGUCGGGCAAGAAAACAAGCGAAGACGUCACUAAAGGGCUCAGACCUGGACUCCAGAAAUGGUGUCACCGGGAAAGCAGGGGCUAGAAAGCGACAAAACAAUAAACAGUCCAGUAGCCAUGUUUCAACAGACAGCGAUUCUGAAACGUUCUCUGAUAAGUUGACAAAGAAAGCACCCACGUCUAAAAAGUCAAAAGAAAAGUGUAGACUGUCUACAGAAAAGGUUGAGCGAACAGACCACAGUUUAUCUGACUUGGACAGCAGCAGAGCAAGGGGUGGUAGCAUGUCUGAGGAUGAAGAAGCUAAAGACUCCAAAGCCAAAAACAGUGCCAAAAAAUUCCAAAGAAGAAGCGAGCACAGACAUUCAGAUUCUGCAUCCUCCGACAAUGAAGAGGACGUGAAAGAGAAGCCAAAAAAGGGGUGUGUCAAAGUAACUCCGAAGCGGAAGGAUCAAGCUUUAAAAAAUUUACUUGGGGAGUCUGAUCACCCGGAGCAGCCUACAGAGGGAUCACGUAAGCCACGAGUUAAGAAAAAAGAGAGACAGGGUCCUCGUAAAGCUGUUCCCAUUGAGUGUGAAAUAUGCGGUCGCAGUAUCCGGUGCAAAGCCAUACUGGAGAGGCACAUGCUCUCACACACAGGAGAGAAGCCAUUUGAAUGUGAUGAGUGCGGCAAGCACUACACCAGCAGCUCCAACCUGCGCAUCCACCAGCUCAGCCACAGCGGCAAGAUGGACUACGUUUGCAACGAGUGUGGCCAGAAGUUCACUCACUUGCCAUAUCUGAAAAGACACCUGCUGAGGCACUCAGGGAAGAAGAUGCACAUUUGUGAACACUGUGGCAAAGGCUUCAUCCAGAAGUACCACCUUCUGCGCCACAUACUGGUACACACUAGGCAAACGCCGCAUGUCUGUGAUAAGUGUGGCAUGAGCUUCAACCGUACAGACUACCUGAAACUACACCUGCGCAAUGUCCACCUGAUUGAAAGUAACAUACCCGAGGCAAAGCCAGAAAAACUUUAUAAGUGUGAGACAUGCAAUAAAUCCUUUGCCAGCCACACUUCACUGGAAACACACAAACGCAUACACACAGGGGCCAUGCCGUAUUCGUGUAUUAUAUGCUCACGCCAGUUCAAACAGUCAAGUCACCUGUAUUCACACAUGUUCACACACUCCAGUGAGAAGCCGCAUGCAUGUAACCUCUGUGAGCUCAAGUUCACUCGCAAAACCUACCUGCGAAAGCACAAAGAAAGGGUGCAUAGUAGAGUCGGAGAAUCCCAAAGUUCUUGACUGUUUCUCUUGCAUGGCCUAAUUUGAGCACACUUUGAGAAUACUCAACUUUCACAUAGACAGAUUCAAAACACCUCUAGGGAAAAAAAGAGUCUGAGUUGAAUAUUUUUUAAAAAUCUUGUACUUAAAAUAUUGGAACUUUUUUCACCAUUAAUUCUAGUAUAGUGGCAAAGCAGUUUUGUUGUUCAUAGGAAUUUAGUGUAUGUGAAAGUUGGAAAAAUACAAAUAAUUUUUGUUUUCUCACAGUCAGUCCUUCCCCUUACAAGCUACUCAGUUUUAAUUAAAAAUUAUGACUUUUCUGUACCAGCA
Messenger RNA from Pangasianodon hypophthalmus (striped catfish), 3567 nucleotides. Its product is annotated as zinc finger protein 37 homolog. The record is from RefSeq and is a predicted model, not a curated record. Lineage: Eukaryota; Metazoa; Chordata; Actinopteri; Siluriformes; Pangasiidae. The transcript is spliced from 2 exons. The coding region runs from base 1579 to 3258 and encodes 559 amino acids.